AAGAUAAUCUUAAAUAUAAGAUCGAACUAUGAAUACCGGCCAUAUUUUCUUGUUCUAUUUCUCGGAUUCCGGUGAAAAAAGAGAAAGAAGUAAAAACGUUACAAAGCAUUUGUAGUGCUUACUGGACCGUACCCUGAGUACAGGCCUGCAUCAAAAAGAGAGAGAGAAGCUCAAUCGUCGUGACGUUGAGAUGUGUUUGAACACGUUCGGACCGUGAUUUUUUUGGAACGUGCCUCGGCGUUUCUUCCGAGGAUUCCCCUCAUAUUAUCUUGUAAUUAAUGAAAGAGCCGCCGAAAUAGGCCUGCAACCAGAGAGAGAAAGAGAGAGAAAGAGAGAGAGCGAGAGAGUUGUAAAAAAGCAGACCAAAUAUUUUAGGUUAGGUUACGUUGCAAGAAGUUUAGUAUUUAUUUAAAGUGAAUACAAGUUGAUUGUUGAAGAUUUAAUAAUUGACUACACACGUUGCGGCAUGGCUGGAAAACAAGGGAAGGAUUUAGCAUUGUCAAUGCUACGAGUCUUACCUAGGGUGACGUUAAUGAACAUCAGAGAUAAUCCCGGCCGAAAGGAGAGAAAACGUGGCAGAGGACAACAUGGUGGUAAUAAACAUGGUUGUGGAAACAAGAGGAUGACUUUCAUACGUUUGGGUUACGAGACUGGAAAUGCCCCUUUCUAUUUAAGAUUUGGCAAAGAACCUUACUACAAGGGCCAUCACUUGAGGCGAGAAUAUCCACCACUUUCUUUGGGAAAUCUGCAAUUAUACAUUGAUACAAAUCGGCUGGAUCCUACUAAACCAAUUGAUCUUGUUUCUGUGAUAAACACUGGCCUGUAUGAUCUUAAUAUAAAUUGGAAACACUCAGGCAUUCACUUAACAGAUGAGGGUGUACAUAAUUUCAAAGCAAAAGUAAAUAUAGAGGUACAGUGGGCUAGUGAGCCUGUAAUCGCAGCAAUUGAGAGAAAUGGUGGUGUGAUUACAACUGCUUAUUAUGAUAUGCAUUGCCUUCAUGCCAUAAAGAAUACAGAGAAGUUUUUCAGCAAAGGUGAGCCAAUACCUCGUAGAUUUUUGCCACCGACAGACUGUCUUGAAUAUUAUUCCAGUCCUGCUACAAGAGGAUACUUAGCGGAUCCUGAGAAAGUCUCUCAAGAACGUCUGGUGCUUGCGCAAAAAUACGGCUAUGAAUUAACAAAAAUCGAGGACGAUCCCGAUUACGAGAUGUUGUGCGAACGCAAAGAUCCGCGGCAAUUGUUUUAUGGUUUGGAACCAGGAUGGGUAGUUAGCCUUAGAGAUAAAGCUAUAUUGAAACCUAAAGCUGAAUAUCUGAAAGAAUUUUAUGCGAGUUAAAACAUUUUGUACAGUUAAACAUAAUGCAUGUAAUUAGAUUAGACCUAAUAAAUGAUGCUUAUAUCACAGUG
This is a messenger RNA of Odontomachus brunneus, 1407 nucleotides long. It is a transcript of the gene mRpL15, whose product is annotated as 39S ribosomal protein L15, mitochondrial. Bases 467 to 1336 code for a protein of 289 amino acids. The record is from RefSeq and is a predicted model, not a curated record. Gene Ontology annotation, molecular function: structural constituent of ribosome. Gene Ontology annotation, cellular component: mitochondrial large ribosomal subunit. Gene Ontology annotation, biological process: translation. The transcript is spliced from 5 exons. NCBI's taxonomy places the organism in Eukaryota, Metazoa, Arthropoda, Insecta, Hymenoptera, Formicidae.